Pseudoliparis swirei is the source of this 4497-nucleotide messenger RNA. It is a transcript of the gene epb41l5, whose product is annotated as erythrocyte membrane protein band 4.1 like 5. Gene Ontology annotation, molecular function: cytoskeletal protein binding. NCBI's taxonomy places the organism in Eukaryota, Metazoa, Chordata, Actinopteri, Perciformes, Liparidae. Bases 186 to 2525 code for a protein of 779 amino acids. The record is from RefSeq and is a predicted model, not a curated record. The transcript is spliced from 26 exons. Gene Ontology annotation, cellular component: cytoskeleton.
UUGGGACCUGGGAGAGAAAAUUAUCCCCGCAGAAGCAAACGAGCUGGGAAGAAAAGAAGAAGAAGAAAGAGGAACAAGUUACGAACAUGGACAUGUCCGAAGUGGCGGUUUACUCGUCUACAAUGCAAGUGGACGUUCUUUCCCCGUGAAUUCGUUCUUUUGUGUAACCCUCCCUCCCUCCCAUCAUGCUGAGUUUCCUGCGCAGGACGCUGGGCCGACGUUCCAUCCGGAAACACGCAGAGAAAACUCGCUUACGGGAGGCCCAACGUGCCACGACGCACAUCCCUGCUGCUGGGGCGGCAAAGGCCGUCAUCACCUGCCGCGUGUCCUUACUGGACGGGACGGACGUCAGCGUCGACCUGCCGAAAAAAGCAAAAGGUGAGGAGCUGUUUGACCAGAUCAUGUACCAUCUGGACAUCGUAGAGAAAGACUACUUCGGUCUGCGCUUCAUGGACUCGGCGCAAGUGCCGCACUGGCUUGAUGUCACAAAAAGUAUAAAAAAACAAGUGAAAAUCGGCCCGCCUUACUGCCUUCACCUGAGAGUUAAGUUUUACUCUUCAGAACCGAACAACCUCCACGAGGAGCUCACGAGAUACCUAUUUGUGUUACAGUUGAAGCAAGACGUCCUCAGUGGCAAGCUAGAAUGUCCGUUCGACACAGUGGUGGAGUUGGCUGCCUUCUCGAUACAGGCUGAGAUGGGUGAUUGCGACCCAUUAGAACAUAAUCGGGAUCUGGUGUCGGAAUUCCGCUUCAUCCCCAACCAGACGGAGGCCGUGGAGCUGGAGAUAUACAACAAAUGGAAGGAGUGCAGAGGUCAGAUGCCAGCCCAAGCUGAAAUUAACUACCUGAAUAAAGCCAAGUGGCUAGAAAUGUAUGGGGUGGACAUGCAUAUGGUCAAGGCAAGAGAUGGUAAUGAGUACAGUCUGGGUUUGACACCCACUGGAGUUCUGGUGUUUGAAGGAGAAACCAAGAUAGGGCUCUUCUUCUGGCCCAAGAUUACUUGUCUGGAUUUUAAGAAGAGCAAACUGACGCUGGUGGUCGUGGAGGACGAUGACCAGGGCAAAGAACAGGAGCACACCUUUGUCUUCAGGAUGGACCACCCCAAGGCCUGUAAGCACCUGUGGAAGUGUGCCGUGGAACACCACGCGUUCUUUAGGCUGAGAGGGCCGGUACACAAGAACUCUGCAAGCUCUGGAUUCAUCCGCAUGGGAUCACGCUUCAGAUACAGUGGGAAGACGGAGUAUCAGACGACCAAGGCCAAUAAAGCCAGGCGGUCAACCUCCUUUGAGAGAAGGCCCAGUCGACGUUACUCCAGAAGAACCAUGCAGAACAGAGGACCGUUCCAUCACCAGGAGCUUCUUCCCUCAGGCAACGGAGUCGGCUACAGCAGAGGCAACAAGCCUCAGGCUUCUCCCAGUAGAAGUGCCUGGUCAGCUGUGCCCGUGGUCAGCCCGGUGGCUGCUUCCGCCUGUGCACCCAUGGAAAUCGAAGCUCUACCCAGGAGUCCCGGAGGAGAAAAGAGGAGUCUGCCAGUUGAUGCUGACCUGUUGGAAACGUGCUUGGAUGAUGUCCUCCGGGCUCCUGUCGAUCCCACGGAGACGGCUGCAGACGAGGCCGGACCGAGCUCCGCCUACGCUGCCGCCGGGGACGAUCCCCUCUGCCUCGCUGAAGCAGCAGCUCGUCUGAAGCAGCUGGAGUUGGAAAGCAGUCCGCUUCUUGGUACUCCAAAAAAUGUUAAUGUGAAUAUGGCCAUGAACAAUCAGGAGGAUGUGGUGAAGCUCACGGAGAAAUGUGGCCUGAGCAGUACAGGCAGUAGUCCAGUUGUCACUCCACUGUGCACCCCACAGGGCCUGAAGAGCAACAUCCUGAAAGCACGAGUUGAGGCUGCUGCCCUCAAGGGAUCUUUGGAGGAACACGGCGUACUUGUUGGAGAUAAAAACUGUCACCUGCAGGAGGCCUCGGCCAGGUUGAAGGUGCGCACCGGGCGACUGGGCAGCAACUCGUCUCUGUCCGUCAGCAGCCGCCCUGAAAUCCAAGACUCCUGGGACCUGCUCAAGUCCACCUCACUGGUCUCGUCAGCAGGGGCCAGUGCCGAGGGGCUCGCUGAAGACGUGAACCCCCGUGUUCCCAAGAUGCCCUCCGAGUCUGCCAGCGAAGGCCCGGCACCGAAGGUUAAAGCGGAGGAAGUUGACCUGCAGAACAUCGGCUCACUGUCUGACAACCUGAUUGAUUUCACUGAUCCAACCCCCAUGUUGCCACCAGUGCUGCAGCCCAAACCUCCCAUCACACCUCGCUGGAUCAUUCCUGCUGCUGCUCCUCCUGGCGUCUUUGCUAACGGCCUCCUCGACCUUGAUCCCCCUGCUAAGUUCAACCCUCUUCUCCCUGCGGAUGGGGGAGCAGCUCUCGCCCCAGUCCUCCCCCACCUCGCUCACACACGUAACACCGUCUUCGCCAGCACGGCGGGUCAGCAGCCAGCCUCGGAGGGCGGAGCCAAACCCAGAGGUCUCCUAACCACGGAGCUCUGAUGGAGAAGUGAGGAGCGGCCAUCACCACGUUCCCCAACUGCUUUCCCGCCAGCACACACACACACACACACACACACACACACACACACCCGUGCUGAACUCCGAGGGCUCCGAGGAAAGUGGAACCAGCUCAAGAGGCAGCUAACAAACACAAUUGCACCCUCACUGAGGAACACAUUGGACCAACUGAACAUAGUGCACAGGAAAAUAAUAUGAAUAUGACGACAGUUUUUCAAGAUAAUGUGACACGGAGCCUAGUUUUUGUAAAACGGUGACAAACAAAAGAUUUAGCUCCAGUAUUAACACCUCCAGAACAUUUCCCAUGUGAACCUCCUGCAUGAGUUCACGCACAGUGACCUGCAAUAUGCUUAAUCCAUCCAGUCAGCCGAACCCUCAGAACUGGCACCAUCUCAUGGAGAAAAGUGUUAAAGUAUUUUUAUUCCACUGGUUUGCUCCAGAGGUCGAGUCGGGGCCGACGCACUGAAAGGUACGCGGCGUAAAAAGCACGCGGCUCCUGACUCCAAGGGAAGUGCGUCUCUUUUAGCGCUUUCCUCCCAUUUAUAGUAUUUUUUUUUUUAUCAUGCUGUUUUAUUGCUGGUUAUUCUCACGACUGGAUCGCUGCGACUCUGAGCUCGUCUGCACGCACGGAUCAAACAGGAAGUAGCGCUGCUGAAGUGCACUGGAUGAAGCACUGAAAGGCAAAAAAAAAGAAAGAGACUCACUUUAAAUGUUGAUUCCAAGAGAUAAAGAACGCCUGGACUGUGAACAUGAAGUAUUGAUAUGAUACUGGACUCAUUUAUUUCUUUUAUUAUCCAAUUCUACACGUGAAACUCGUCUGUUGGCAGCCACUGGAUCUGAAGACGUCACUGGAUUACUUUGGCAACACUUGACCUUGACAUCGAUGCUUUGCAUUAAAUGACAAUGUAGCGGACUACUUUUUUUUUAAAUCCUGUUCUUACUUUUCCUUUUUGACAUUUUUUUUUAUUUGCUCAUUGCCGUACUUUUUAAUUCCCACAUUCCCGUACCAGCGCGAUGAGGGACUGACCGUCGCUGAUGGACGUUCGUCUCCUUUGGGACACGUUGUGUUGCUUUGGAAACUUAUUGGGGCUUUGGAGCAAAAGUUGAAGAUGAAGUUUUAACAUGUUGUGUAAAUGUGAUCUGUGUUUUCACUUUAAUUCACUGACUCCACCUGCAACUAGUUUUCAUUUUCAACAAUAGUUUCAGAGCCGGCUCGGAUCCUUUCCAACGCUUUUGCAUAUCUGUAUUCAUGUCUGACCGUCGCUUCACCCCGUUACAGAACUCAGCUCCUGGACUUCAUACUUGCCGUAGCUUUGACUGCCUUAUGGAAAUGAAUGUAUCCACACCGUCUCAUCUGGGAAUGCUGGAGAUGCCGCAGCGGGGAAACCUUUACGACUUCUCAUAACUGGAGGAAAACUUGCGAAGUAUCUGAGGAGCUGAUUUCAUACGCGUUAAAUUGAGGCCUAAUUCUACAAUUUUCUGAGUUAUUAAUUAAAUGUAUCACAUUGACUCUUAAAGUUCUGCUCUUUACAUCAUAAUCACAGAGUCUCUCGUUUAAGUUAUGUCCGUGUAGGUUUUUCAUAAUGAUGGUGAUUUAAUUCUCCGUCUUGACCAAGGGAAGCCGACUGCUCUGCAAUGUCUCCUGAGCCGUUAUUUAUGCCACUACGCUGUUAAAAUAUGACAUGAUGUCCAAAAGUGUUGUAGCGUUGUGUAAUGUAUUGUCGGUAUAACGGCAUCUGCUGGCUGUAGAUAUGAAGUAGAUUUAUAUAUAUUUUUCUGGCAGUCUUGUUACGACACUGAGAAGAUUUCUCUAAUUACAAAAAGAAGUAGGAACUGUAUUACUGAGCUGACUGUAAACACAGAUUGUGACCUUUCAAAUGCAAUUUUAUAUCAACUUUUUGUUCUUUUUCUGGAAUACCUGAUUAUGAUUCAGUAAAGCCUUGCUACAGUAGGA